AUGAAGGAGAUCUCACCCUCGUCGCUCAUACUGAACGUGGCCCACAGAAGAUCCUGUAAAUCUACACAGAUACGUAUGCACACUUUGGCCAACCAACUGUCAGACCCACCUGUGAGAGACUUAAUUGUGAGAGACCCAUCUGUGACAGACCCACCUGUGAGAAACCCACCUGUGAGACACCCACCAGUGAGUGACCCACCUGUGAGAGACCCACCUGAGAGUGACUCACCAGUGAGUGACCCACCUGUGAGUGACCCACCUGUGAGAGACCCACCUGAGAGUGACUCACCAGUGAGUGACCCACCUGUGAGAGACCCACCUGUGAGAGACCCAUCU
Messenger RNA from Homarus americanus (American lobster), 336 nucleotides. Its product is annotated as repetitive proline-rich cell wall protein 2-like. The annotation marks the transcript as partial. The transcript has 2 exons. NCBI's taxonomy places the organism in Eukaryota, Metazoa, Arthropoda, Malacostraca, Decapoda, Nephropidae. The record is from RefSeq and is a predicted model, not a curated record.